Molecule: messenger RNA, 5353 nt
Organism: Oryzias latipes (Japanese medaka)
Lineage: Eukaryota; Metazoa; Chordata; Actinopteri; Beloniformes; Adrianichthyidae
Gene: zc3h4
Product: zinc finger CCCH-type containing 4
Biological process (GO): negative regulation of DNA-templated transcription
Cellular component (GO): nucleus
Molecular function (GO): RNA binding; metal ion binding
Source: RefSeq, a predicted model, not a curated record
ACAACGGCCAUGUUGGUGCGACAACUGGAAGGCCAAAAGAACAAGGAAUAACGCUAUUCCCCGUAUUUUAUUUACAUUUUCACAAUCAUCGACCAAACGACCGAAGCGACCUUUUUUUUUAAAGGAAAAAAGACCCAAGUCGAAAGACCAAAAACACGAGUUUUCUUCACAAUUCUGUCAUGACAAAGAAUCGGACUUUUGCCACACGAAAAUGCUAACUUACGUUAGCUUAGCCUGCGUUGUAUUUUAUUUUUUUUGGUAACGUUUGUGUUUGAAAAAACAAAAAUGAAAACGGCGUUUUUUAAGACAAUAUUAGCUUGACGGCUAAAGAUAGCAUGCUAACCUAGCUAACAGAACAAAGGCUAAGCUAACGGCUAAAGUCGUCGAAAUGAAUUUUGGGUCCACUUUACGCUUGUCGUAUUACCCAGUUACUACCGCUUCAAUUUUAAAAGUUUCUUUAAAAAAAGCAUUUUUUAUUAUGACGAUUUUCGAUUUCAUUGAAGCUAAUAAUAUCCGUUUAAAUUACUUCAUCCGUUGACAAGCUAGGGCUAGCCGACGUAACUGCGCAUUUAAAAAAUCAUGUCUAACAUGGCGAGAUGUAGCUCGUUAAAACCACCAGAAGAUGGUGAGCUGGAGGAGGGCGAGCUCGAGGACGACGGAGGAGAAGCAGAGGAGGAAAUAGGCGGAGGUGCGUCCGCGACAGCCGGAGAUGGAGGCGAAGAUGGAGGAGGAGCCGCGGAGGCAGGUGGCGAGGGGACGACGGAGCGGCUGCGGCACAGCCGGGAAAGACACCCCAGCAGCAACUCUGAUGAUGAGAGAUCGCACCGCCGCAAGAGGAAGCGGAAGAAGGAGAGAGAGCGGGAACGGGAGAAGAGGAGGGCCAAGAAGAAACGCAAAUCCAAACACAAACGCCACGCAUCGUCCGACGAUGACCACUCGGACCUUAGCGACGAUUCGGACUACAGUCCCAGCGAGAAGAGGAAGUAUCGCGAGUACAGCCCCCCGUACCCGCCCCCCUCUCACGGAGGAUACGGCAGCGCCAAGAAAGGCGUGUACGUGAAGAUGGACAAGCAGAGCUACGGCGGCUACGAUGACUAUGACGACGACAACUAUGAGGGAGAAGAAGACGAAGACAUGGGGGAGGAAGACUACGAUGACUUCACCAAGGAGCUGAACCAGUACCGCAAGGCCAAGGAAGGUGGCGGCGGACGUGGCGGUCGAGGAGGCAGGGGCAGAAUGAGGAGCCUGAGGGGACGCGGAGCGCUGAGGGGAGGGAGGAGGGGCCGGGGAGGAGGCCGAGGUCGAGGAGGCCGGAUGGGAGGAGGGAAGAUGGGCGGAGACGACGAUGCAGACGGUUACCGAGACGACAUGGAGUACGGAGACGACGACUACGACAACAUGGGAGACGAAGACUACGACGACUACACCAAAGAGCUCAGCCAUUACAAGAAGUCCAGAGGCAGAGGCGGGAAGGGCCCCCGCGGACGUGGCAGAGGUAAAGGAGGGCGGGGAAUGAUGAGAGGAGGAAAAGGUCGCAACAGAGGCAGAGGGAGGGGCGACAUGGGCAACGACGACGACAACAACGGAGACAUGGACAACGGGAACGACGGAGGUGAAGGACCAGGAGGUGGGAGGAGGAGUCAGAACGAAAAACACCAGGACAAGAAAGGAAAAGCCAUCUGCAAGUACUACAUCGAGGGCAGAUGCACCUGGGGGGACCACUGCAACUUCAGCCACGACGUGGAGCUGCCGAAGAAGAAGGAGCUCUGCAAGUUCUACAUCACGGGGUUCUGCGCCCGGGCCGACCACUGUCCCUACAUGCAUGGCGAGUUCCCCUGUAAGCUGUUCCACACCACCGGGAACUGCGUGAACGGAGACGAGUGCAUGUUCUCCCACGAGGCGCUCAACGACGACACCCAGGAGCUGCUUGACAAGAUGCUGGCGGAGGACGCAGAGGCCGGAGCCGAGGAUGAGAAGGAGGUGGAGGAGCUGAAGAAGCAGGGCAUCAACCCCCUCCCUAAGCCCCCCCCUGGAGUCGGCCUCCUCCCGACGCCCCCCCGACCCAUUCCCAUGGACACCGGCCCUGGGUUGGGCGACUUUGGGUGUCAUCCUGGACCUAAUCAGGUUUCCAUGGUGACCAAAGGUCCUCCCGUCUCUGUGGCCCCCCCCAUUCCAAACCAGAGCACCGGGCCGCCUAUCCUAUGCCCUGAUGGGGGUCCAUUCCAGGGGGGGCCGCCCCCAAACCCUGCUGGGCCUCCGCCCCACAUGGGACCCCCUCCUCCAGGUGGGGGGGAGAGCUGUGGGGGGAAGAAGAUUCCCUCGCUGUUCGACAUCAAAGUCCAGCCGACGGGUCAGCUGGCCCAGAAACUCGCCGUCAGAAGCCAGUCCCCCAGUGGCUCUCAGGCCCAAACCGCACCUCCUGGACCCCAGGCACCCCCUGGUGCUGCCCCCAACCGCUACCCUGCUCCUCCAGGGAUGAUGUCUCCUGACAUGCAGAGCCAAGGCCCCCCCAGCAUGGGGCCAGGUGGAGCCCCCGUGAUGGGGGGCCCCCCGCACGGCGGCGCGGCCCCCCCAGGCCCUCAUCAGGGAGGGGGGAACUUCUACAACAACUUCUACAACCAGCAGGAGGGCAUGAACAUGGAGGGAGCGGCUCCAGAAGGAGAAAACUUCCAGAGUUUCCCCGACGACGCCGGAACGUUCAGCAGUGCGCCGGGCGGCCCGGACACCUCCGCCAACGGAGCCUCAGCCGGCCAGGGAGGCAUCUCCGUGCCGGACUUCCUGCCCCCCACGCAGCGCGUCCUGUUCAUGAGGAUCCAGCAGAAGCAGCAGGAGGAGGAGCGGGCCCGCAGGAUGGCGGAGGGCGGGGCAGAGAGGAGCAAAGACCUGGAAGGCGAUUCCGGUAACUGGUACUCCAGCGAGGACGAGGACGGCGGCGGCAGUGUCACCUCCAUCCUGAAGACUCUGCGUCAGCAGACCCAGGCUCCUCAGAAACCCGAAGGAGCUCCGAGCGACCCGCGUUUCCAGAAGGCUCCGCCUCCCAACCCCCCAUCUCGCCCCGCCGACCCCCGCUUAGCUCGAGACCCGCGGCUGGCGCGCGCCGUGGACGCGGCGCCGCUAUCUGUCCCCUCCCUGUCCUCCUCCGGCCCGCCCGCGGACCCCAGGCUGGCCCGGCUGGCCGCCGUCGCGUCCCGCUCGCCCCCCACCACCAAGCCCGAGCCCCCCCUGGUGUACAAGCCCCCGCCCCUCACGGUGCCGGCGGCAGAGGAGGAGGAGACGGAGCGGGUCCUGCGGGACAAGCCGGUGCCGAUUCCUCUGGACCCGCUGAUGGGGAUGGCGCUGCGGGACCCCCGCUCACAGCUGCAGCAGUUCAGCCACAUCAAGAAGGACCUGCUGCUCCACCUGCCGGCCUUCGCCAACGCCGUCACCUGGUCCCCCGAAGACCUGCUGCCCCUCCCCCCACCCAAGCAGGACCUGCUCCCGCUGCCGCCGGGCAUCCCCCCAGUAUCCUCGCUGGACUCCCGGCUGCCUCGCAGCCAGCCGCCGAUCCACACGCCGCCUCUGCAGCCCCCACCCCCGUCAGACCCCCCCUCGAACUCCUCCCUCCCAAACUUUGAGCUUCUCUCUCGUAUCCUGAAGACCGUCAACUCCGGCACCUCCCAGGCACCCUCCCCUCCCGCCCCCAUGUCACUGCUCGCUCAGAGCCCCCCCCGAGCUCCUGCCCCCACAGAAAAGCCAGUGGACCCCCGCGUUGCCCGGAAAGCCCCUUCUGACCCCCGCCUUCAGCCACAGAAGUCGACGCUUAAGCAGCCGUCGGAACCGACACCCCCGCCCCUCCCCUUAGCGCCUGCGGGAACAGCAGCGGGCUCCUCCCCGCCCGCCAUCGCCCCCUACGACCCCCGGUUGCUGUCCUCAGGGGGCGCGGGGCGCAGUGUGGGUCCUGGGACACCAGGGGGGGCCAGUGUGCUGAGCAGCAUCAGCCUGUAUGACCCAAGGACUAACAAGCCGGGCAGUCCCAGCAGCUCCAACAACUCCCCCAACUCGUCCGGCGCAGAGUCCAAAGCCGCCGACCCCCCUGCAGGAAAAUCCAAACCCAAGGAGCCCCUGUUUGUCCGGAAAUCCGCUCUGGAUCAGCCGGAACCGGAGAAGAGCGGCGAGCAAGGAACCGACCGCUACAACAGCUACAACCGCCCGCGGCCCAAGCCCGCCCUGUCACCAAACUCCGCGCUGCAGGGGGGCCCUGCAGCGGCUGGGGGGGCAGCGCAGAGCACGGCGGGAGGCGCGGCGGAGCAGGGCCCAGCAGCCGUGCACAACCUGCCCGUGUCCGCCCUGUUCGCCGGCGUCAAACAGGCCACCAAGCCCGGUGGCACCAGCAGCCCGGCGCAGACCGAGCAGGCGACCGCCGAGCAGGACGCCGCCUCCCUGAAGGAGGUGUUCAAAGGCUUCGACCCAACCGCCUCCCCCUUCUGCCAGUGACCCCCUCCCCCUCCCCCAAUGUACAGAUCCUGAGAUCUCUAUUUUAAACGGAUUUAUUCAAACUGCAGAACUUCAGAUCAUCCCUGACUUUUAGCUCCUCCCCCUCUGCUUCUGUCAUCUCAGUGUUCAGGAAGUUUGUUUAAAAAUCUAACUUUUGUUUUUUCCAUGUUCAAAUUUCAAAACACAAAUGUUUUUUCUUUCUUUCCUUUUUUUAGUAUUUAUUUUUCUAUUCCUCCUUUGCACUGUUUUUUUCAUUUUUAGAGCAGACCCCCCCCCCCCCCUCCCCCCUCCCAUGAGCUGCUUCUGCGAGUUUCUGCGACAUCGAAGAGUUUUAUUGUUAGAUCAGAGAGCUGCGGGUCGAAGCUCCCACUCCCUUUUUCAUCCUGAUCACAACUCUGCUGUUCCGCCAACAUUUUCAAUCAAUCUGGCCGGGCGUCGCCAUGGCGACUCCUCUGACCUCACGUUAACGUUUUUCUGGAGGAUCUGCGACGUUUUCAGCUGGAGAGGAGAAGGUUUCCCGGCGGCAGAAGGGCAGCUCUCGGUUUCUGUACAAAUGUUCUUUAUUCUUAAUUUAUUAUUUUUAUACUUUAUUUUUUCUGAACUUGUGGAUGCAGGAAUCCUCCGCCUGAGCGAAGAGAAACGAAAAAACAAAUCGGAACAGUUAUUGUUGAUUUUUUUGUACAUUAGUUUUCCUCACUUUGUAAAUGAUCUCCGGGGAGUUUUCUAACUGUUCACUGUCGGUGAGGCUGCAAGUAUUUAAAUAAAAGUUGAUUCAUGAUCAACACGUUUAAGAAAAGGAAAGCGUUUUUCACAAUUUACAUUUGUUCUCUCUGUUGUGUGAUUUAAUUAUUCAAUAAAUAGAUCUACAUUUUACAGAAAA